AAUAAGAAAACUGUUUAAACGAAGAUUUCAAUGAACUGUUGAUAUUACCUUGGCGGCACGUAUGAUAUUGUCUGACAAACUUUGAAGCAUAUAAGGAAGUACCAAUGUAUUACCAUGAUUUUGGACACAUGACAUUGAACGUAAAGAAUGCAUCAAAGUGCCUUAAUAUUACCAUGGUUUUUCAACACACAUAAUGAAAAUGUGUGUGAGCUGCUGAACUCGAUGCAUGUACAGGAAAGUCACAUCAAAGACAUCUGUCAUCGCUUUUUGCGAAAGCUUCUCCACGAAUCGUUCGACCCGUCAGAAGGAAAAACAAUAGAUGAUGUGAGGAUCCAUCACUGGUAUGAAGCUCUACAGGAGACGCAGGGCACCGAUCCUGAUCCGGCUCUGGCCAAUAGCUGCUACGACACAUGGAAGAACACACGAUUACAGGUGCUGACUCUUACUCCUGAGGUUCGAUCCUUCCUGGAGGAACUGCGGAAGAAUUACAAACUGCUUCUGCUCACCAACGGCGAUACUCAGACGCAGUGGGAGAAGAUCGAAGCGGUGAGAUGUGAGGGCCUCUUUAGUUUGGUGGUGGUCGGAGGAGAUCAUCCUGAGCAGAAACCUGCGCUCUCCAUCUUUACUCACUGCUUCGAGUCUGCGGGAGUCCGGCCGAAGGACUGCAUCAUGGUGGGAGAUUCUCUCAGCACAGACAUCCAGGGAGGCAUUAAUGCAAGAGUGCGGGCCACCGUGUGGAUAAACAGUGACUGUAAAUCUCUCCCACAGGACUCUGUGACUCCAGACUACACUGUUCCUAGUGUACUGAAUCUGAACGAUGUUCUACUUGAACUGAGUUGAUGUUUACCUAAACUUGUCCUCUCUUACAGUGGCCACAUAACCAGCCAAAUGACAAUCUGAAUGUUCGACUACUAAAUAUUCUUUCUCCUAAGUGGAUGUCUAAUUUGAUCAAUAGACAAACCACAAAACAUCAUGUAACUGUGAUUAUGCAAAUGCCCUUUUUAAUUCAGUUUUAAGUUUAUUGAACAGGACAUUAGCUAUACAGCUCUGUUCAAGGAACAUUAAACUGUAUUGCAUGUCUCUUACGUUCAUAUUAUAAAUGCAUUAUUAAAAUACCAAAUUACUGGAAUUGCUCAAGCGAAAUGUUACUAGAAAUUUUAAUAUUUGCCAAUACUUUAAAAAUCAUUUAAAUUGUGGAAUGAAUUAAUCAUGGGUGAUGUAUGUCUUUGCGUAUUUUCAUGAUUGCGUGAAAUUAUAUAUAUAUAUAUAUAUAUAUAUAUAUAUAUAAAGCUUGCAUAUUUAAUUUCUUUGGUACCUUAAAAGGUUGGUCAAAAAAACAAAUAAAACUAAAAUUGAGAUGUCAUGUAUUCAUCCCGUUUCUGUUUAUUGAUCUUUAUGUGCAAAGAAAAAAAAAAAAUGUUGGCAUCAAUUGAAAAUUCAUCAUUCACUAAAUAGUAUUUUUAGUAAUUAUGAGCAAGUAAAUUAUGACUCGAGUUCCUAUACAUGUUCUUGACAAGUUUAAACAGUCCACAUGAAUCCUGUGAUUGAUAGAAAACGGUGGCACUGCUCACCAGUCCAUUGUUUAAUGAUACGAAUGAGAUCUAAACACUCAAGAUGAUAUGCUCAGGCACUUGGUUUUCCAUCUAUGCAAAGA
Molecule: messenger RNA, 1654 nt
Organism: Carassius auratus (goldfish)
Lineage: Eukaryota; Metazoa; Chordata; Actinopteri; Cypriniformes; Cyprinidae
Product: N-acylneuraminate-9-phosphatase-like
Exons: 2
Coding region: 148-840 (230 amino acids)
Biological process (GO): N-acetylneuraminate biosynthetic process; dephosphorylation
Molecular function (GO): N-acylneuraminate-9-phosphatase activity
Source: RefSeq, a predicted model, not a curated record